Rubroshorea leprosula is the source of this 2925-nucleotide messenger RNA. NCBI's taxonomy places the organism in Eukaryota, Viridiplantae, Streptophyta, Magnoliopsida, Malvales, Dipterocarpaceae. The record is from the annotation of a GenBank genome assembly.
CAUCUCAUCUUCCAUACAAUAUUGAAAACAUCAUUAUGAGGGAAAUUUUCCGUGCUAUGCUUGUUCUAGUUGCUGUAUUGUUCUUUGGAGCUGCAGAGUUUUGUUCCGGUCGGAACACAAGCUUUAGCUGUAUAGAAAAGGAGAGAGAAGCCCUCUUGAAGUUCAAACUUUGUUUCCAUGAUCCAUCGCAUAUGUUGUCUUCUUGGAAAGGCAAUGACUGUUGUGAAUGGAGAGGAGUAGGCUGUGACAAAAAUAACGGAUAUGUUAUCUCAAUUCAACUCAGGGGAUCGGUAUUUGCUAAUCAACAACGUCAAUUGUCCUUGAUUGACGAUGUAAAGGAGGUUGGUUCAAGUUUGCUCAAGUUGAGAUACUUGGAACACCUGGACUUGAGCAACAAUAAUUUCAAUGGUAAUCUUAUUCCACCCUCUUUUGGCUUGAUGAAGCAGCUGAGGUACCUCAAUCUCUCUUAUACGCAGUUUAGAGGAAAUAUUCCUGGGGAACUUGGAAAUCUUACAAGGCUUCAUGUCCUUGAUCUUUCUUCGUAUUAUUAUGGGGGAUUGAAGGUUGAUGAUGACAUCAAGUGGACUUGUCUCAGCUCUUUGCAACAACUUGAUAUGAGUGGAGUAAAUCUAAACCAUGCUUCAUCAAACUUGUUCCAGGUACUUGGCAUGCUUUCUUCAUUAUCAUGGUUGAGAAUGUCAUAUUGUAGUCUAAAAAAUUCUCAUCUUCCAUCUCACAACCACCUUCUUAAUUUUACAUUGCUUGGAAAUAUUCAACACUUUGAUUUGUCGUAUAAUUUUCUUCAUGGUCCAAUACCUACAUUUUUCCAAAACAUGACUUCCUUGAUAGUUCUUGAUCUUUCUAGCAAUCAAUUGAGUGGGAGUAUUUUAGAUAGUAUCGAGCAACUUUUUAGGUUAGAGAGCAUAUAUCUCUUUAACAAUCAAUUCAAUGGGAGUAUUCCAGAUAGCAUCAGGAAACUUUCUAAGUUAAAGAGGAUAGAUCUCUCUAACAAUCAAUUGAAUGGGAGAAUUCCAGAUAGCAUCGGGCAACUUUCUAAGUUAAAGAGCAUGGAUCUCUAUGGGAAUCAACUGAGGAAUAUUCCAGACAGCAUCGGGCAACUUUCCAACAUCGGGCAACUUUCUAAGAUAUGGAUCAUGUAUCUUUCUGAGAAUCAACUAAGGAGUAUUCCAGACAGCAUCGGGCAACUUUCUAAGUUAAUGAUCAUGGAUCUUUCUGAGAAUCAAUUGAGGAGUAUUCCAGACAAUAUCAGGCAACUUUCUAAGUUAAAGGUCAUAUGUCUCUCUAACAAUCAAUUUGGAAUAGGAUUUUUUAAAUGGCUUCAAUUACCAAAGACAAUAAACAUGGUUGAUCUCUCUAAUGCUAGUAUCUCAGGUCCUAUUCCAAAAAACAUAGGUCAUAUGAUGCCAAUGUUGGAGAGCUUAUAUCUUGCAAAUAACCUCUUGAAUGGUUCAAUUCCAAAGUCACUAUGCAAUUUAAAAUAUUUCUGUGAACUUGAUCUCUCAAGCAAUAUGCUAUCUGGAAAUAUUCCAAAGUCGCUAUGCAAUUCAAAACCUUUGGAAUAUCUUGAUCUCUCAAAUAAUAUGUUAUCUGGAAGUAUUCCUAAUUGUUGGAGAAAUGAUCAAUCAUUCUUUUUUAUUGAUCUAUCUUCUAACAAUCUCUCAGGUUCAUUUCCUAGCAGAAUGGUGCAGCUUUCUUCUUUAGUUUUACUGCACUUGAACAACAAUAGUCUCCAUAGGGGACUGCAUGUGGCGUUGAAAAAUUUAACUUCUUUAGUGGUUUUGGAUUUGGGUGAAAAUAAAUUUUCUGGAAAUUUAACAAGCAUUGUAAGAGGGGAGAUCAACACCAACUCUUUAAAGAUUCUCCGUCUACGAAAAAAUUUGAUUUCCGGUUAUAUUCCUUUGGAACUAUGCUCUUUCUCUCAAAUGCAAAUUUUGGAUCUUGCGGAUAACAAUUUGACGGGAAGGAUUCCUCCUUGUUUUGGAAAGUUUCCGAUUAUGGUGAAUGCAACACAAAUGAUCAAUGCCGCACAUGGUUCGGAUUGUUAUCAGGCGCCUUUGAUGGAGGUUGUGAAAGGGAGAUACCUUGAGUAUAAAAGAGAAACUCUGAGACUUGAGAUUAGUAUAGAUCUUUCAAGUAACAAUCUAACAGGACCCAUUCCAGAAGAGCUAAUAUUCCUUAAGGAUUUGCACAAUUUGAAUCUGUCUUGGAAUCAUCUCUCAGGACAGAUCCCUGAGAAAAUUGGACAAAUGGGGAAUUUGGAAUCUCUUGAUUUCUCCAAGAAUGGCCUUUCAGGAAUGAUCCCGAACAGCAUGUCAAGUUUAACCAAGUUAAGCCACCUCAACUUGUCCUACAACAACUUGUCAGGGCCAAUUCCAACAGGCUAUCAACUCCAAACACUCGAAGAUCCAACCAUAUAUGCUGGCAAUCCUCAACUUUGUGGAAGUCCACUCUUGAACCAAUGCUCAAAUGAUACACCACCUCCGACAGCUGCCAACUUCAAGGACAAUGAUGAAGGUACACUUAAAAGAAUGUGGUUUUACAUUGUCGUGUUCUUAGGCUUUGCAACUGGAUUCUGGGGGGUCGUGGGAACUUUGAUUUUUGUAAAAAAUUGGAGAUAUGCUUAUUUUCAAUGGGUGGAUGAUGUCCAACACUGGAUACUCAUAGUUAUAACAUUGAAGGUGGCAUGUUUCAAGAAGAUGUUCAAUGGCAACCAAGAUGAUCAGUGAGUUAUAUAUAGAGUAAGUUGUUGCUAUAUUUAUUAUUAAGUUAGUUGGAGAACCCUGUGUUGCAAGGUAUAGUGUUAGGUCCAACUUUGAAUGGCCCAAUAUUGAAUUGGCAAAUUUUAAAUGAACACAUAAGUAUUAGAGUUUGUAAAGACUUCAAUAAUAUAACAUAUGCUAUAGU